This is a messenger RNA of Canis lupus familiaris (dog), 569 nucleotides long. It is a transcript of the gene SPINT4, whose product is annotated as serine peptidase inhibitor, Kunitz type 4. Gene Ontology annotation, molecular function: serine-type endopeptidase inhibitor activity. Lineage: Eukaryota; Metazoa; Chordata; Mammalia; Carnivora; Canidae. The transcript is spliced from 3 exons. The record is from RefSeq and is a predicted model, not a curated record. Bases 81 to 395 code for a protein of 104 amino acids.
GGGCUUAGCCCUCUCAAGUAUCAAGCCCAAAAUAUAACAUCAGUUGAUACCAAGCUUCUCCUACCUUUGCUUACUACAUCAUGAAGCCUCCUGAGUUGGGAUUUCUUCUAGGGUUCUUCAUCUUCCUCUUGCUGACUACCCCAUUAAUGGGUGGUGUUGCUAAACUUGCUGAAAUGAUAUGUGGAGACCUCAAAGAUCCUUGCAAAAUGGAUAUGAAAACUGGUAGCUGCUUUGAAAUUCACUUUAGAUAUUUCUACAACCGAACCUCCAAGAGAUGUGAAAGUUUUGUAUUCUCUGGAUGUGAUGGCAACCUUAACAACUACAAGCUUAAAAUAGAAUGUGACAUAGCCUGUGUCAAAGAAUACAAAAUAAAAGACAAUAAGCCGAGAGGUUAGAGUUGAUACACCAUUCUGAAACAUAGUUGUAAGAAAAUUCAAAUCAAUUUUAAGACCUUUGUAAUAUUUCCAUAAUCCUGGAAACUUCCAUAUGUUUGCUAUUUUCCUAACUUGAGGUUUGCCUUUCCUGAGAAAUAAUUGUAUGACCAUUAAAAUGAAAGCAACUUUGUGUCA